Diospyros lotus (date-plum) is the source of this 1504-nucleotide messenger RNA. RefSeq names its product jasmonate-induced oxygenase 1. Lineage: Eukaryota; Viridiplantae; Streptophyta; Magnoliopsida; Ericales; Ebenaceae. The coding region runs from base 240 to 1370 and encodes 376 amino acids. The transcript has 3 exons. The record is from RefSeq and is a predicted model, not a curated record.
GGGAAAGGAAAAGUGGAGAAAGAAGAAAAAGUGGUGGGUCGUCUAAUGUAGGAGAGGCAACGCAGGGACACGCCAUGAUUGCUGCUUCAUCCUCUCCUUUUUCUUUUCCAGAGAGACAGAUAGAGAGAGAGAGAAUGAAAGAAGAUUUUGGAAGGAUUGUGAAUAUUGUAUUAUGUAUCUCAAACAAACAGUCACCGAGCAAUUAAUUAAGAUCUCACUAACCUUGAUCGCUACCUCCGAUGGCUAUCUCGCCGGAAUCAUCGUCUGCGGAUCGGCACUCGGUCGACUUCCGCGCCCCGCCGCCUUCUCCGAUCGCCUCCGGGCGGCGGUCCUCCUUCACAAACGAGGAUGUCCUCACGGAGUUCCUCCAGAACUCUCUCCGCGUCCCCGACCUCAUCUUGCCCGACCGGAUCUUCCCUCGCCAAAAGUCAAUCCAGAACCCUCCCAAAAUAGACUUUUGCUCCCUGAACUCGCCUCAGAACAGCUCCGUCGCCGAAAUCCUCGACUCCAUUGCUCGGAUCGGUUGCUUUCAGAUCAUCAACCACGGAAUUAAGCGCGAAUUCGUAGAGUCGAUCUUGACGGCCGGUGCCGGAAUAUUCACGCUACCGCCGGAGAAGAAGAAAGCUGUUUCGAGGUCUUCGGAGAAACCCUACGGCUUCGAGGAGUUCCUCGGAGAAGAUGAGAGAGAGAUGAGUGAAGAGUUCGUUUGGUGCAGAGACCAGAAUUUGAAGUUGGAAAUGGAGGGAAUCUGGCCACAUGAAUAUUCAAAUUUCAGCCUGAAAAUGGAAGAACUUCUGUCGGAGAUCGAGAAGUUAGCCGGAGAGAUUAUCUUAGCUCUGAAGAAGAACACUGCGACGAAGCCAAGAUGUGAAAACGGCGUGACGCAGGAGCAAGACCUUGCUGGAUCUCUCUGUUAUCUCUACAAACAUUUCUUCAAUUCUCCGGUUGAUCAGUGGGACAAUUCACUGGGAUAUGACGUUAUUAGAAUGCUGAUAAGAGGCUCGGAUUGCUCCCAUUCGCUAGGUUUGCAUUUCUGCUAUGGCUCUUCGGAGUUUCAUGUUUACUACAAGAAAGGCUGGGUUUCAUUCUGCCCAGAGACGGAUGCCAUAGUAAUCACCAUUGGAGAUCAGAUACAGGCAUGGAGUGGCGGGCAAUACAAGCACGUGAUUGGAAGGCCAAUCUUCAAAGGCGAACUUGGUGACCAAGACUACUGCAUCUCAAUGGCCUUUCUCUAUUCUCCCCCACGCAUUGGCAACAGCUUGGAGACGAUGAGCAAGGAGAAAACUAUAUCAAUUGGUCAACAAGCCAUUCUGGCUCUGAUUAUGGCUCUGGUUUUCCAACUUUUGGUUUAUUAUGUCUUCAAGCAGUGAAACAGUGGGAAGAGCCAGCUCCCGCUUGAGUGAUUUGUCCUCCGAGUGAUUGUUUCACCUUUUCUUCUAUAUUAUAUCCUUUUAUUAUUUUUUUCAUAAAUCGCUAUAUAAUUGGUUAAAACCGUGAGAAAAAA